AUGUCGGUAGAUGAGUCCCCUACGGCAAAGGCCGUCCUGCAAACGGACAAAAUUGCAGCGGCCGUCGUCGUCGUCGGUCGCACAAGCCCCUCGUCUCCUUCCACUGCACGACAAUGGCCCUCCCUUGCAGCUCACAACGUCUUCCUAUUCCUAGUUGGGUUACGACUGGUCAAUGCUUUGACGACGAGGACGUUCUUCCAGCCAGAUGAAUAUUUCCAGGCCCUAGAGCCCGCAUGGCAGUGGGCGUUUGGACAAGAAGGAGGGGCGUGGAUCACAUGGGAGUGGAAGAACCAUCUGCGAUCGGCGAUACACCCUGCAAUCUUCGGACUCUGGUAUCAACUGGCAGACUCGGUGGCUGAGCGUCUGAUGCUACAAAGCCCAGUCCGUUCAGAAGUCCUCCUUGCUGCGCCAAAGACCUUGCAGGCCCUAUUCGCUGCGACGGCGGAUUUCUACACCUGGAGACUUUCGUCCUACGUCUACGGAGAAGACUCGACAGCCUCUUUAGCGACGCUUGUCUUGACGGUUUUGAGUCCGUGGCAAUGGUUUUGUUCGACCCGGACAUUCUCGAACUCGUUGGAGACGACCUUGACGGUCAUCGCGCUACACAACUGGCCCUGGCAUUGGACACUGCCACAUGGUGGUGACCGCAAUGCAGUUGAUGUCCAUCGCGAUAAGCAGAGAAUCCGCACCCGGGAUGACCUUGCUGCCGAAAAGACAUCGACAGACGAGGUGACUCGACUGAGGAGGGCGCUGCUCUGCGCUGCAGCGGCGACAAUCCUCCGGCCCACGAAUAUUCUGAUCUGGAUGAUCCUCACGUUUCUGACAUUCGUCCAGGACUGGAGUUCGACAGGCCUCAGUUGGAGCGAGUGCAUUGUGUCCGUCCGCGAAACAAUCCUGUGUGGGAGCAUCAUCUUGGCCUCUUCGGCCAUACUCGAUCGCAUUUUCUACAAUGCUUGGGUCUUCCCACCCUUGAACUUCCUCCAGGUCAAUGUUGUCCAAUCGUUGGCAACAUUCUACGGCAAUAACGAUUGGCACUAUUAUGUCUCCCAGGGAUAUCCUCUGCUCCUGACGACGGUGCUACCGUUCACAUUGAUCGGACUAUUUCGAUCUUUGAGCUCCAACGAAGCGUAUUUUGUCCAGAUCCCCCGAGGAGGCCGCAAUGCACUCCACUCUCUUUCUAUUGCAUGCCUCCUUGUCCCAGCGGCCUUCUCGGUCAUCGCACACAAGGAGGUGCGCUUCAUCUAUCCCUUGUUACCAGCUUUGCAUAUCAUAAGCGCCUUACCCUUCGCGUCCUUCUUCCACCAACUGACGACUUCGUCCCCGUCUUCUCACUUGGCAAAGCGACUGGUUUUCCUCCUCAUUCUGUCCCUGAAUCUCACAAUAUCAUACUACAUCACCCAAAUCCACAACUCCGGCAUUGUGGAUCUGACCCAUUAUCUCCGUCACGAGUUCGAGAUGACCUAUCUCACCUUGCCCACUCCCUCGAAUAUGACGGUUGGUAUGUUCAUGCCCUGCCACUCCACGCCCUGGCGGUCACAUAUACAGUACCCUCCGUCCUCGACACAACCGGGAAUCCGGGCUUGGGCGUUAACCUGCGAGCCGCCGCUCCACCUCAAUGCGACUGAGAAAUCGAGCUAUUUGGAUGAAGCAGACCAAUUUUACGCCAAUCCGUCAAUUUGGGUUAAGAAACACAUGUCACGCCAUCCUCCACUCCGCAAGAGCACCGUUCGACCUCCUGGCUCCGUGGCAGGAAUCCUCGCAGCCCCGAAUCGACACGGCAAGAUCGACACCAUCCCUUCUGAUAUUCUUGAAAGUGAGAGGGCGGAGCAAUUCUGGAACACCGGUGGCCGAGGUCGGAAGCCAUGGCCCGACUACCUUGCUUUCUUUGCACAGCUGGAACCCACAUUGCAAGUCAUCCUCAGGGAAAGCGGGUAUGGCGAGUGUAUGCGGCUGUUCAAUUCUCACUGGCACGAUGACUGGCGGAGGCAGGGCGACGUGGUUGUGUGGUGCCUUGAUCCCGCCAGACAGCAGGAAUCGAAGACAGCUCUGGCAAGGGAGGACGUACCGUCUGGAGUCAGGAUGAGAGACGUUGAAGACGCGAUCCACGACCCAUCCGCGUUGGAGGAUACCGCGACGGGCGCCCAGAAGAUUCUCGGCGGCGGCGGUGCCGCGAAGGGCAAGAACAAGAAGGCGAGGGAUGAAAGCCAGGAGCGAGACAAUGGGAAAAGGAAAAAGGAGCCGUUCAGGAGGGUUGUCGAGAAACCGUUCUGGAAAGUCAGAGCGCCGGGAGACUGA
Molecule: messenger RNA, 2295 nt
Organism: Fonsecaea erecta
Lineage: Eukaryota; Fungi; Ascomycota; Eurotiomycetes; Chaetothyriales; Herpotrichiellaceae
Exons: 2
Coding region: 1-2295 (764 amino acids)
Biological process (GO): GPI anchor biosynthetic process
Cellular component (GO): endoplasmic reticulum membrane
Molecular function (GO): alpha-1,2-mannosyltransferase activity
Source: RefSeq, a predicted model, not a curated record